UAUUCCCGAGUCCUCCGAGGGUGGCUUGGCGCCUGCUUCUCUCUGAGCCCGGCCAGCCUGCAAGGUCUGGGCCCUGGAGGCGCGCUGUUCAGGAUGCUGGGGAUCGUGACCAUCACAGUUGGACAGAGAGAGGCGGAGGAUGUGAGCGAGACAGGCUCGGAGAGAGAGAUGGCCCUGAAACCCCCGGUGGCCGACGACCUCGGGAAGGACGGGCCGGAGGAGCUCCCCGAGAUCAUCGAACCGCUCCCCUCUUCCGAGAGCAACUUGGAAGAGCUGGCCCAGGCCCCCGAGUCCCAGAACAGCGACGUGGGCUUUAAGAAGGUGUUCAAGUUCGUGGGUCUCAAAUUCACCGUGAAGAAGGAGAAGAGCGAGAAGUCGGACACCGUGCAUCUCCUCACUGUCAAGUCAGAGGAAGGCGAAGGGGCCGGCGACCACCAGGAGGCCGGCAGGGAGGCGGAGGAAGCAUCAUCCGCCAAAGAGAGCGAGCUGAAACAAUCCACAGAAUUCCCCGAAGAGGCCCAGAAAGAAGCCGGGCAGCAGAGCACCCCACAGCCGGUGCCCCCCUCCGAGUCAGCCCCGGCUGCAGCGGCGGUGGCCGCGGCGGGGGUGGCCGAGGCCGGCCCAGAAAAGCAAGAUCCAGAGCCCAGCGCACCCCCCGAGCCGGCCAUCAGCCCCCCACCCAGCGACUCGGCCUCGCCCUUUAAGAAGUUCUUCACCCAGGGCUGGGCCGGCUGGAGGAAAAAGACCAGUUUCCGGAAGACCAAGGAGGAGCAGCUAGAGACUUCAGAGAAGAGAAAGGAGCCAGAGAAGGGAGAGGCGGAGGAGAAGGAGAAGGUGCAGGGAGACCUCCCCGAGGAGUCCCCGUGCCCCCCGCAGGGGACCCCCGAAGCCCGAUUGUCUGCCGAGUAUGAGAAGGUGGAGCUGCCCCUGGAGAGUGGCGCCCCGGGCUCCCUGGAGGGAGAGAGGGCGGCCCCGCUGGCCACGGAGGUGUUUGAUGACAAGGUGGAGAUCGUGGCCCAGGUCCACGUGAGCACGUCGGAGACGCCGGCCGAGGCACCCACGGAGCUGGUGGACGCCCAGCCCGAGCCUCUCCCAGCACCGGAGAGGCCAGAGGAAAACCAGGAGGAGUCCCAGGAGGAGGCCGCCAAGGGGCCGGGGACCCCCCAGGAGCCCCCGGCCACGGAGGCGGAGACCGUCGCCAAGCCGGAUGAUGAUGGGAAACCCGCGGCAGCUGCACCCGAGAGCAUCGUGAGUGAGGUGGACGCGGUGGUCGCGCAGGAGGCCAGCCGGGCGCAGGGCAGCCCCCUGAAGAAGCUGUUCACGAGCUCGGGCCUGAAGAAGCUGUCGGGGAAGAAGCAGAAGGGCAAGAGGAGCGGCGGGGACGAGGAGGCCGCUCCUGACUCCCCGGAAGAGCCCAAGGGCGAGAGCUCAGCAUCCUCCCCCGAGGACCCCGAAGUCCCUGCGGGCGACCUGGCGGCGGCGGCAGCAGCAGCAGCAGCAGGAGAAGCCGAGGAAGGAGCCACUUCGGACGGCGAGAAGCGGCGCGAGGGCGUGACACCCUGGGCAUCCUUCAAGAAGAUGGUGACGCCCAAGAAGCGCGUGCGGAGGCCCUCGGAGAGUGACCGGGAGGAGGAGGGGACGGAGAAGGUCAAGAGCGCCACGCUGUCGUCCACCGAGAGCGCCGCGUCCGAACCGCCGCCACCCGAGGAGGAGCCCCGGCGCAAAGUGGACACAUCGGUGUCCUGGGAGGCCCUGAUCUGCGUGGGGUCAUCCAAGAAGAGGGCCAGGAAGGCGUCCUCUUCCGACGACGAGGAACCGCCCAGAGCCCAGGCUGGAGACAGUGCGAGGCCCGAGGAAGUGGCCCGCGAGGACCAGGAGCCCGGGGAUGCUGCAGGGCCGGUCCCCACCGCAGGGCCGCCGGUCCAGGAGCGGGGAGCUGCCCCCGCGGCCACCAGCACCAGCACCAGCACCGGCCCGGGCGGCGCAUCCCCAGAGCCGGCCAGCAGCCCGACCGAGGGCGACGGCGUGUCCACCUGGGAGUCCUUCAAAAGGCUGGUGACCACGCGGAAGAAGUCCAGGACGAAGCUGGAGGAGAAGCACGAGGACGCGGCGGCGGCGGGGCCCGAACGCGCGGCCUCGGAGACGGAGGCGGCCCGGGAGGAGGCCUGGGUGUCCAUCCGGAAGCUCAUCCCGGGCCGCCGGAGGAAGAGGCCGGACGGGAAGGCCGAGGCGGCGGCGGCGGCAGCUGCGGGUUCUGCCGACGCAGCGGACGACGACCCCGACGUGCCCGCCGUGGUCCCCCUCUCCGAGUACGACGCGGUGGAGCGGGAGAAGCUGGAGGCGCAGCGGCGGGAGGCCUCGGCCCCCGGGGGGACCCCCGCGGCCGUGCACGUGCCCCAGGAACUCAGCCAGACGCUGGUGCACACGGUGGUGGUGGACGUGGUGGACGGUGCCCGCGCCGUGGUCUCUGCCGCUGCUGCAGAAGAGCGGUCCCCGUCCUGGAUCUCGGCCGCGGUGUCCGGCCCGCGGGACCCCACGGACGGGGAUGUGCAAGGCCAGGCCCAAGAGCCUCUGGCCAGCGAGAUGCCCGCAGAGGAUGCCCCUCUGCCUUGCGGCGGCGGCGCCCAGGACACCAGCGAGGCCGCAGUGACCAGCGAGGCCGCGGUGACCAGCGAGGCCGCGGUGACCAGCGAGGCUGUGGUGACCAGCGAGGCCGCGGUGACCAGCGAGGCCACAGUGACCAGCGAGGCCGACGGCAUUUCCGAGGCCGUGACGGCGCCCGAGAGCGUGGCCGCCUUCGGGGCGGAGGAGGCCACCGAAGUGUCCGGCGCCGAGGAGACCGCCGAGAUGGUCUCUGCCGUCUCCCAGCUCGGCGACUCUCGAGACACCACCGAGGAGGCCACCCCGGUUCAGGAGCCCGAAGGUGGCCUCCCCGACCCCGAGGAGCUGGAGCGGCGUACCCAGGAGGUCCUGCAGGCGGUGGUGGUCGCGGUGGGCCAGGCUGGGCGCCAGGAGGCUGCGGCGGCGCAAGACCUGACGGAACCCGAGGCCGAGCUGCCCGAGAGUGGACCCCAGCACCCCACCGACGGGGCUACCCCAGAGUCCGCGGAGCUGGCUCGCCCCGACGGUGGUCACACUGAAGGCCCCGAUGGGGCCAGAGCUGAGAAGCCACUGGAACCAGCCCCCGACUCUGCCGAUACCCUCACGGACAGCGAGACCAACAGCAGCACCCCCGUGGCUGAGGUGGACAAUCUGGGGGCUCUUGACAAGCUUGUGACCCCCAAAGACGUGCCUCCGGCUGCUCCCAGCACUCAGCUCCAGGAAGGGGCUCCAGAACUUUCCACAGCAGCCGAGAGUGAGGGCUCCGGAGAAAACGCACCUGGCCAGCAUGUGGAGUCGGCUGCAGAGGACCUUCCCCAAGAAGCCAAACCCCUCAUGCACCAGGAGGAGAAGGAGGAGGAGGAGGAGGAGGAAGCGGACAAGCCCCCCAGGCCCGGGGAGACAGGGCUGGAGCCCCCCGAGAGAGGAACAGCCCUGGAGGGAGGCCAGGAGGAAAAAGAGGCCCAGGAGCUCACGCCCAGCCCGCCACUCCCCUCGGACCAGGAACUCCUCCAUCCGGCAGUGGCAAGCCCCGUGCCUAGCCCGGAGGCAGCGCUGGUGCUGGUGGCCGCGGCCGUGGAGGAGCAGGUCUUACAAGGAGCCAUGAAGAUUCUCGAAUCCCAGGAAGAGGAGGCUGGCCCGGAGGUGCGGGCAGCGUCGGUGCCCGUGCUCGAGUCUCUGGAAGCCCAGGACGUCGUCAGCGGCACCAAGGAUGGGAAUCCAGGCCCGGCGCUGGGGCAGAAGGUACCGGUGAGCGUGGCCGGCCAGCAGGAGGUCAAGGGCCAACAGCUAGUGGACAGUGCCCACCUAGACGCGGCCUCGGGUAUCCAGGCCCAACCUGUCCCCGCCGAUGGCCAAGCGGCCGUGGAGAAAGAAGUGACCCCACAAGCUUCAGCCCCUGAAGAGACCCCUCGGGCCAGCACCCCCAGAGAAGGGUCCCCCGGAGAGCAGGCGCACUCCCCAGACGGCAGCGAAGCGGCAGAGAGAGGCCUGGCCUCCCCGCCUCCCGGAGAGCGUGUCCUCCCGGCCCAGGGAAAGAAAGCCACCGCCGGAACCGUGUCGGGGAUGGAAGGCGAAGGAGAGCAGCAGAGUGGGGGUCUCGAGACCCCCGGAGGCUCCAGCCGGGCGUCCCCCGAUACCAAUGAACUGACGCUGCAGGAGAAGGAAGACGGGCAGGUGGAGGUGCGCCCGGAAGGAAGCGCACCGAGAGAAUGCGGAGACGGGCAGCAGCCGCAAGCGCAGGAGAACCCCCAGAAGCAAGAGCAGGACCCCGCCACAGCAGAGCUCGCGGAUUCCUAAAGCGUCAGGCCACCGUCAGCUACAGGACCAGAAUGUGAACGAGAGGAGCAGCAGGGACCCCCUGCAGACCUGAGACCCGCCCCCCCCAUCCCCCAGAACUCGGGGCUCUGAGAAGGGGUGACGGCCAUCGUGUUUCGCCGAAGCCCCGACAAUCCUGAGGCUUCUUCAGGAGCUCUAUAGCCAUGUACCGCUCCCCCCUGCCAAGACCAACUGUAUUCUC
Molecule: messenger RNA, 4618 nt
Organism: Sorex fumeus (smoky shrew)
Lineage: Eukaryota; Metazoa; Chordata; Mammalia; Eulipotyphla; Soricidae
Gene: AKAP12
Product: A-kinase anchoring protein 12
Exons: 3
Coding region: 94-4398 (1434 amino acids)
Biological process (GO): signal transduction; regulation of protein kinase C signaling
Cellular component (GO): cytoplasm
Molecular function (GO): calmodulin binding; protein kinase A binding
Source: RefSeq, a predicted model, not a curated record